Vitis vinifera (wine grape) is the source of this 1353-nucleotide messenger RNA. RefSeq names its product CBL-interacting protein kinase 16 (gene CIPK16). The transcript has a single exon. Gene Ontology annotation, biological process: signal transduction; protein phosphorylation. Lineage: Eukaryota; Viridiplantae; Streptophyta; Magnoliopsida; Vitales; Vitaceae. Bases 1 to 1353 code for a protein of 450 amino acids. The record is from RefSeq and is marked provisional. Gene Ontology annotation, molecular function: ATP binding; protein kinase activity.
AUGGAGAAGAAAGGUGUAAUUUUGAUGCAAAGGUACGAGAUGGGGAGAAUGCUUGGGCAAGGGACUUUUGCCAAGGUUUACCAUGCUCGGAACCUCAAGUCCGGUCAGAGUGUUGCCAUAAAGAUGAUUGACAAAGAGAAGGUGUUGAAGGUGGGGUUGAUAGAUCAAAUCAAGAGGGAGAUCUCGGUGAUGCGCCUUGUUCGACACCCUAAUGUUGUUCAACUCUAUGAGGUCAUGGCGAGCAAGACCAAGAUUUAUUUUGUCAUGGAGUAUGUCAAAGGUGGAGAGCUGUUCAACAAGGUGGCGAAAGGCAAACUCAAGGAAGACGCGGCUCGCAAGUAUUUCCAGCAAUUGAUUGGAGCUGUUGACUUCUGCCAUAGCCGAGGAGUCUACCACCGCGACCUCAAGCCGGAGAAUCUCCUCCUUGACGAGAAUGGAGACCUUAAAGUAACCGAUUUUGGCUUGAGUGCGCUGUGGGACUCAAGGAGGCAUGAUGGCCUCCUCCACACUACUUGUGGAACUCCAGCUUAUGUGGCUCCGGAGGUCAUCAACAAGAAGGGCUAUGAUGGAGCCAAGGCAGACAUGUGGUCAUGUGGCGUCAUUCUCUUCGUUCUCAUGGCUGGUUUUCUCCCUUUCCAUGACCCUAAUCUCAUGGAAAUGUACAGGAAGAUCAGCAGAGGUGAAUUCAAGUGCCCACAAUGGUUCCCACUGGAGGUCCGGAAGCUUCUUUCUAAAAUUCUCGACCCCAGCCCCAGCACUAGAAUAACUGUGGCCAAGCUCAUGGACAACCCUUGGUUCAAGAAGGGAUUCAAACCGAUUGUAGCCCCACAACCCAAUCGAAAUGAUUCGAUGAGCGAUGUCCGUGCUGUAUUUGCCACACAUCCAGAAGGAACUUCUGAGGAGGAAGCCGAGGAAACAACAAGCAGCAUGAAGCCAACUUGUUUGAAUGCCUUCGAUAUCAUCUCUCUCUCACCCGGGUUUGAUCUGUCAGGUCUGUUUGAGAAAGAUACCAAUCAUAGGCCAGACGCUCGGUUCACCACCAAACAGCCUGCAUCAACCAUUGUAUCCAAACUGGAAGAAAUAGCAGAAAUGGAGAGAUUUAAGGUUAAGAAAAAGGAUGGGACGGUGAAGUUGCAAGGCAGCAAGGAAGGGAGAAAGGGUCAGCUUGCUAUAGAUGCUGAAAUUUUCGAGGUCACGCCUUCACUUUUCGUGGUGGAGGUGAAGAAAACGGCAGGUGACACCUUGGAGUAUAAGAAGUUCUGUAACCAAGAUUUGAAGCCUUCACUCAAGGAUAUCGUAUGGACUUGGCAAGGAAGUGAGCAGCAGCAGGAGCAACAGCCACAACCACAAUAG